CCCUGGCUACAUGUUUUUGUCCGUGCAAUGACGUGUCCAUUUUGUUUUUUCUUUCCUUUUUUUCUUUUGUGUCUUUUUUGUCUCUGUGUGUAUGUUUGUGUCUACCUCUUUGGCUAACAGAUGCAAAUACCCCAAAGAAGUGUCGUGCCUUGUUCGGGCUUGACCAGCUGAGUUUAUGGUGCAAACCAUGCAGGAGAAAAAAAAAGUGCAUUCGCUACAUCCAAGGUGAAGGCAGCUGUGCCAGUCCUCCCUCUACGGACGGAAGCUUACUAGACUCCCCCCCAUCCUCCCCCUCCUCAGUGGUUCCCUCCCCCUCCUCAAAAGAGUCCAAACCUCAGACUGAACAAAUGCAACCUCUCUCACUGACUAUGAAACCGGCCCACCAGCCACUCCACCACCCGCACCUCCUGGCUGGGCCUCCACCGCCAUCUUUGGUUCAGCUGGAAAACUCUGCUGCAGCUAGGAAAACGCCCGGCGCCUCCUCCCACAACGGAGCCCUGGAGCACGGUGACAUCUCGUCCUCGCGCCAGCCGGGCUCCUCUGUGGCGUCCUCAAUGGCCCGGCCCUCGGCAUCGCUGUGUCAUUCACACUCGCUCCUCCCCUCCACGGCCCCUCAGCCUCUGUCGCUAGUGACCAAGUCUAUAGAAUAGUCUACCCUAUUCUUCUCCUCUUUUCUAGCUCUGCACACACACACAAACACACCUUUCUAGGCCCUCUCUCUGCUAUAUUUCACUUGCUGUCAGUUCUUUUUUCUCUUUAUGUUUCUGUGCCAUAAGGCUUUGAAAUUUUAGUUUUUGUUUAUUAAAGUUCAUUGGUCAAUAUUUGACCCAUCAUUAUCAAAAAAAAUCUAAUUAUUAUAAAGAAAUGAUACAAUGAGCUGUAGUAUAGCUUUGUGAAUCUGCCAAAAUUUUUAUGAAUUUUGUUUUGUCUUUUUUGUAGUGUUAAAACAGUGCAAACAGAAAAAUUAUCUAGUUCAACUUCAAAAUGUUUAAAAGACGGAUAUAAAAAGGUAGGCUAGAUUAUUCAGUGAGCCCUUUUCUUGAAAGAGUUGGUUCUCCUUCUUUAUUUGUAUUAAAUACGAGCUUGCGAACCAAUCAUUUGACAUCUGUUCAAACUCUAGGAGGGCAUGAGGCUAGCGGUGACACCUCUCCGAGGAACAACUUUAAUUGUGAUGUUAACUUGUUCUUGUUUAAAUGUACAGAAUAAUGGGGAGGGGGGGAUUACUGUGUUAAAUAUGCAUUCUUCCACUGCGUUGUCUUUUUUCUUUGUUGUUUACCUUUGGGGUGGAGUCAGGCAAGUUGGGUGGGCUUGAGGGGAGGUCGGGGUGGGAGGGUUGAGGGUUAUUAAAUUCAAAAUGUCACAACGCUAGGACCAGUAGUAUUUAUUGCUUUAGAGAUUGCUUGUUGUAUCUUGUACGUGUCUCUUUUGACUUUUUUUUCUUAAUACAUUGUACAAAUAUUUUUUCUUAAGGUAAGCGACUUAUAUAUGAAUGAUCCAUUUUUACAAGGAGGUUUUAAAAGGCAAAUUUUUUUGUUAAUGAUUUCUUUCCUCGCUGAAAACCUGGAUUCCACUCAGUGUACUGCGUAGAUCUCAUGAACAGAAGUAUGCACAACUUCAUUUCAAGAAAUGCGUCUAUAAGCCAUUUUACAAAAAGAAGAAAAGAAAAACUUGAAACAAGAGACAGUGGGUACCGUGUCUUCAGUAGUUGGAAAAGUGUCUAAAGCCCUUCUUUUUUAUUGCACAGUCACAUCUCUCAAGACUGUAGAUUCGUGUACAGAUUUUCCGUGCCAAAUUUUGUGAUAAUUUUCUCUGCCCCUCUAACCACGCUGUAGGGAUCCUUUUUUGUUUGUUUGUUUUGUUGUCUUUUUUUUUUUUUAUUUUAUUUUUUUUUAUUUUGAUACCAUUCUUUGCUGUGACGUUACAUAGAUUGCUAUGUAUGUAGUAUAAAUGUUGCUAUAACAAAUGUGUUUGGUAGCAAAUUGUCAAAUAUUAAAAUUUAAACUUAAUAAAAAGGCGGACAUCAUACUGUAUAAACCCACAAGGGCCAAAUUAUGUAUAUUAGGAGGUUCAUAAAAAAACUAUUAAAUACAAAAAAAUACACAAACUGCCACUUUUAAGUACACUACUACAUAUAGGUAGAUAGAAAAAAUAGGCAUGUUGAUGUUGCAAGAGGCUGUAAAAAAAGCUACAAGAGAAUCAUCCACUCGGUGCCAUUGUAGUUGACAUGACGCGACUGUAAUCUGUCGAUUUCUUCUCUGGUUUAUUAAGAUGCUAAUGAUAAAUAGUUUGAAUGUUUCCUUAACGGCUGUGAUGUUCCUGUUCUAUUUUAUGCUCUUAUCUUUUUGUUUGUUUGUUUUUCCUGUUAUUUUAAAUGGUUCCAAAACCAUGUUUUUUUGUAAUGAAUAAAUGUUUAUGCUGUACAGUCUCUGUAGCAUGCAGUUCUGUAUUAAUAAAAGCAACUUAGUAUGUGCA
Plectropomus leopardus (leopard coralgrouper) is the source of this 2472-nucleotide messenger RNA. Lineage: Eukaryota; Metazoa; Chordata; Actinopteri; Perciformes; Serranidae. The record is from RefSeq and is a predicted model, not a curated record.